Ochotona curzoniae (black-lipped pika) is the source of this 1659-nucleotide messenger RNA. Its product is annotated as centromere protein T-like. The record is from RefSeq and is a predicted model, not a curated record. The coding region runs from base 1 to 1587 and encodes 528 amino acids. The transcript is spliced from 13 exons. Gene Ontology annotation, biological process: chromosome segregation; mitotic cell cycle; kinetochore assembly. Gene Ontology annotation, molecular function: DNA binding; protein heterodimerization activity. Gene Ontology annotation, cellular component: kinetochore. NCBI's taxonomy places the organism in Eukaryota, Metazoa, Chordata, Mammalia, Lagomorpha, Ochotonidae.
AUGGCUGACGGCUACAGUCCGAACAGCGAGCCUACGACGCGCACUCUGCUGCGGCGCGUGUUGGAUACAGCCGACUCGCGCUCCCCGCGGCGUCGCUCGAGUGUUCGGGCUGGGACCCAGAGAACCCUGCCUAAAACCCCUUUGUCUUGGAGGCUGCGCAGCCAAACCAAACCAACAACCAAAAGACGCUCCCAUGGAACUAAGUCCGUGGGCAGGCCAGUUCAUAGCCAAGCCAGGAGACACCUGGAGGAACAGACACCCCGGACUCUGUUCCAGAAUAUCUUGCGGACAGCCCCAGAAUCCUCUAUCCUGAAGCCAGAGUCAACAGGGAAGCCUGUGCCGGCACCCACAGCCGCCCAGCCCUCAAGACGGGAAAGCAGUCGGGGCAGCCUGGAACUGCAACUUCCGGAGCUUGAGCCCUCUACCAGUCCGGCUCCGGCUCUGCUGGCUCCUGGCAGGAGGAAGCAAAGGGUGCGGCUGUCCAUGUUUGAACGACAAGUGGACCAAGGUCAGCCUGUUGCCCAAGAGCCUCAGGAGACUGCAGAUGCGUCCUCCCUCACCAGCUCCCUGAACCUGACCUUUGCCACCCCUCUUCAGCCGCAGUCUGUGAAGAGACCGGGCCUCGCCCGCAAGCCUCCGCCACGCCGUGCUGUGGAUGUGGGGCUCCUUUUGCAGGAUCUGCAAGAUGCCUCCUUUGCUCCUACAGGUAACAGCCUCAGAACCUCUGUGACCACUGUGCCGACAGACAUUGUGUUGGAGGACACCCAACCCUUCUCCCAGCCCUUGGCUGGCCAUUCCCCUGGUGUGCCUCACUUCCUUCCCCAUCCCUCUCACAAUGAGAAUGAAGAUGCUGAGAGGACUACGUCCCACCGGACACAGAGCAGUCGGCUCGGGCUGCAGAGUGAUGAACUUCAGCCUUGGCCUGCUGCUACUCCAGAGGUGACAGAAGCAGUGGGAUCCCAAGAUGCAGCAGAAGCCGAGGAGCUGGAUGUGUCUUCAGGAGAGGAGGACCCCUCCAAUAGCACAGCAGGUCCAGAGAUGGCCUCCAGCAGUCCCAGGUCUUUCCAAGCUGAGCAGCCUCCUCGGUUUGCUGAGCCACCGCGACUGCCUGAUGAGCCAGCAAAGCUUGCCUUUGAAUCAGGGCCUUUGCAGACAGCAUUUCAGCCAGCUCUAUCCACUCCUGCUCCCAGCAGACCUUCCCAGGCUGUGCCAGCCAGGCCUCCUCCCAGGCUCCGAGCUGCUGGCCACAGGCCCCGUCCAGAUCCAUACAAGACUGGAUUGAAACAUUACAUAAAACUCUUCAACUUCUACGCUAAGAUGCCCAUGGAGAAGGCAGCCCUUGGAAUGGUAGAGAAAUGCCUAGACAAAUAUUUUCAGCACCUCUGCGAUGACCUGGAGGUAUUUGCUGCUCAUGCUGGCCGCAAGACGGUGAAGCCAGAGGAUUUGGAGCUGCUGAUGCGACGGCAGGGCCUGGUCACUGACCGAGUCUCACUGCACGUGCUUGUGGAGCGGCACCUGCCCCUGGAGUACCGGCAGCUGCUCAUCCCCUGUGCAUUCAGUGGCAAUUCUGUCUUCCCAGCCCAGUAGCACCGGGCCAUAACACUUGUCCCCUUCCCCCAUCUAUUCUUCCAGGCCUCCUGGUAUUCUUGCCUGCCCCCU